AUGCAAUCAACAGAAGAAAAUAAAUUCCUAAUUAAUCAAUGUCCAUCCUUUGCCGAAUAUCGUCCAACACCAUGGAUAUUUAAUAGGCAUUUAAUGACAAUACUUGGUGUUCUUUUUCGUCCACUACCACGAAUCGUAUUUGAACGUAUUAUUGUUACAGUCGAUAAUACCGGUGGAACAGUUGCUCUCGAUUGGCAUAUACGUCCUUAUCGUCGUCAACCUAUUCUAGUAAUUCUGCAUGGACUUACAGGUGGCUCUUGUAAUGAAUAUGUUCGUUGGAUGAUUUUAUCUGCUAGUUCAAAACUUGAUUUAUGUUGUGUUGUAGUACAUGCACGUGGAUGUGGUCAAUCAAAAUUAACAUCAUCAAAAUCAUUUUGUGCUGCAAAUACAGAUGAUGUACGCGCCUCAUUGAAAUACAUUCGUUCUACUGUUGGAGAAGAAACUCCGAUCUUCGCUGUUGGCUAUUCGUUAGGUGCUGGUAUUCUAACAAAAUUUCUUGGUGAAGAAAAUAGUCAAUGUUCAUUGCAAGGUGCUAUCGUAUGCUGCGCAAGUUUCGAUAUGCAUUUAACGACGAAAAAUCUAGAACGAUGGUUCAAUCUACGUAUGUACAAUCAACGUUUAACAAAUAAUCUUAUACAACAUUUACGAUUACAUGAAGAACAUUUUUCAAAGUCAGAUUCUCAAGUAAAUCUUAACAAUGCUUAUCAAUCAAAAACAGUCCGUGAUUUUGAUAUACACACUAUUGUACCGCAAUAUGGCUUUCGAAAUGUUGAACAUUAUUAUAGUGUAGCGUCACCAAAUCAAUAUGUAAAAUCUAUUCGUAUACCAACACUUGUUUUGAGCGCCAUUGAUGAUCCAAUAUGUCCUAUCGGUGGUUUACCACAUGACGAUGUUUUACAGAAUCCAUCUAUUAUCGUAAUAAAAACGUUAGAAGGUGGACAUGUUAGUUAUCUUCAAGGUUGGUGGCCAACAUCAUUUUCAUAUGAUAAUAUUGUUGUAGUUGAUUAUAUUAAAGCGAGACUUAAACAAAUGAAUUAUCAAUGGGAAAAACAAAUUGAUGCAGAAUCAAUAAUUGAUAUUAACAUUCCAAAGCAAUAA
This is a messenger RNA of Rotaria socialis, 1098 nucleotides long. Lineage: Eukaryota; Metazoa; Rotifera; Eurotatoria; Philodinida; Philodinidae. The record is from the annotation of a GenBank genome assembly.